GAGAGAGCCCUGUUCUUCUGUUGUGGAUUGGCAUGUUUGCUCACACCCACAUUCGGUUCGUUCUUGCAUUUGAGCUGUGUCUGUUCAAGUUCAGAUUUUGAAGCGCACUCGGUUUGCUGUGUUGCUCUUCUAGUUCUUGGAUUCUCUUUUUCUCUUGUCUCUUUAUCAACUUUGUUGUCGUUCCAUUAGAAGCUGAAGCUGAAGGAACAUCUCCCUUAAUCUGCCAGCAAUCUCAGAGAAUGAGGUAGGAGAUUCUUAUACAGCAGAAGGGGACGCAAGGGAAGAUACUUCGCGAAGAGGGGGUUUCUUGCAAAUGGUUUCAAGAGAACAAAGUAGCGAUGGCACGGACAAGACAAAUAGCGUAUGGGUUUUGGAUCACGCGAUUGAUAAUCCAAUGGAUCAGGAGGCCGGAAAGCUGCGAAACACACAGAGAGAGAAGAAAAUUUCCACAUUACUGCUGCUACGGCUUGCCUUCCAGAGCCUCGGUGUGGUCUUUGGAGAUUUGGGCACAUCUCCCUUGUACGUUUUCUACAAUACCUUCCCUAAUGGCGUUAAUGAUCCAGAGGACGUUAUCGGAGCUUUAUCAGUGAUUAUAUAUUCCCUAACGCUCAUACCGCUCAUUAAGUACAUUUUCAUCGUUUCAAGAGCCAAUGACAGUGGCCAAGGUGGAACAUUUGCUCUUUAUUCCUUACUUUGCCGUCAUGCAAAUAUCAAAACUAUUCCCAACCAAGAUCGGACCGACGAGGAGCUAACGACUUACAGUCGCUCUAUAUUCGUUGAACAUUCAUUUGCUGCGAAGACAAAGAGAUGGUUGGAGGGGCGACGGUAUCGAAAGAGCAUCCUCCUCAUUCUAGUCAUUAUUGGAUCUUGCAUGGUAAUUGGAGAUGGGAUUCUCACUCCAGCUAUAUCGGUUCUCUCGGCUGCCGGUGGGAUUAAGUUAGAUCAGCCCAAGAUGAGUGAUGAGGUCGUUGUGCUUGUUUCUGUCAUAAUUUUGGUUGGUUUAUUCAGCAUACAACACUAUGGUACAGACAGAAUCGCUUGGCUUUGUGCUCCAGUCGUGUUUCUUUGGUUUGUUCUGAUUGGCGGCAUUGGCAUCAUUAACAUUUGGAAGUACGAUACCCAUGUUCUAAAAGCCUUUUCACCUGUUUACAUCUAUCUCUAUUUCAAGAAAGGAGGGAUCAACGGCUGGACAUCUCUUGGAGGUACAAUGCUCAGCAUAACAGGAACGGAGGCUGUUUUUGCCGAUCUGUCUCACUUUCCAGUGUCAUCCAUACAGAUCGCUUUUACUGUGGUCGUGUUUCCUGCCCUUCUUUUAGCUUAUUGUGGACAAGCGGCGUUUCUCAUUAGAAACCCCGAUCACGUGGUCGAUUUAUUCUACCGCUCGAUUCCAGAGAGCAUAUACUGGCCGGUCUUCCUCGUUGCAACAGCAGCCGCCAUCGUUGCAAGUCAGGCCACAAUAUCUGCCACAUUUUCAUUAAUCAAGCAGGCCCUUGCACUCGGCUGUUUUCCAAGAGUCAAAGUUGUUCAUACGUCCAAGAAGUUCCUUCAGCAGAUAUAUAUCCCCGACAUCAAUUGGGUCCUCAUGAUUCUCUGCGUAGCUGUCACGGCGGGAUUUAAAAAUCAAACCCAAAUUGGAAAUGCUUCUGGUACAGCUGUGGCGGUAGUCAUGCUCGUGACGACAUUCCUCAUGAUACUAAUCAUGAUACUUGUGUGGCGGUGCCACUGGAUUCUGGUGGUCAUCUUCACCGUGCUGUCGCUGAUCGUGGAAGGCACAUACUUCACUGCCGUGCUGUUCAAAGUGAAUCAAGGCGGGUGGGUCCCACUCGCGAUUGCGGGGGCCUUCUUUAUCAUCAUGUAUGCCUGGCAUUAUGGUUCGGUCAAGCGCUACGAGUUCGAAAUGCACAGUAAAGUCUCGAUGGCGUACAUUCUUGGAUUAGGCCCCAGUUUGGGUCUUGUCCGUGUCCCGGGCAUAGGGCUUGUGUACACCGAGCUAGCCAGAGGGGUGCCUCCUAUCUUCUCUCACUUCAUCACCAAUUUGCCGGCAAUUCAUUCUGUAGUCAUUUUCGUCUGUGUGAAGUACCUUCCUGUAUAUACAGUCCCUGUAGAAGAAAGAUUCCUCAUAAGACGCAUCGGGCCGAAGAACUUCCACAUGUUUCGAUGCGUUGCAAGAUACGGCUACAAAGACCUUCACAAGAAGGACGACGACUUCGAGGAGAAGCUCUUUGAAAGCCUCCACAUGUUUGUCCGGGUUGAGUAUUUAAUGGAAGAGUGUUCCGAAUCGGAGAUCAGCUUUUGUGGUCAGCAAACUCAACAGUCAAACUCCGAAGAGUGCCCCCCAAACGACGACGACAACAAUAGCCUAACACUCUCCUCCAUCGUGGAUCUAACGAUCUCGUCGGUGGGGUCUAUCGUGCCGGUUGAAUCUCCGGUGCAUCUCAAUGCGCGGGGCUCCGCAACUUCUAAUCGGGGGAACCAUUGCCAGAAUGAGUUGAACGAGAUAGAAUUCUUGAGUUGCUGUAGGGCAGCCGGCAUCGUGCACAUCCUGGGGAACACGGUUGUCAAGGCUCAGCGGGGCUCGAACCUUUUUAAGCUGAUAACCAUAAAUUACGUGUAUGCAUUGCUUAGGAAGAUGUGCCGAGAGAACAGUGCGAUAUUCAAUGUCCCUCAUGAGAGUCUUUUGAAUGUUGGCCAGGUAUUCUAUGUAUAAUCUGUUUCUCAUCGUUCCUUUGUGUGCUGAGUGAAUCGUUCUAGUUGAAAUGCAUCAAGUCUGCAUGAUUAGUGAUACUA
Messenger RNA from Syzygium oleosum, 2787 nucleotides. Its product is annotated as potassium transporter 10-like. Gene Ontology annotation, biological process: potassium ion transmembrane transport. The coding region runs from base 314 to 2707 and encodes 797 amino acids. The record is from RefSeq and is a predicted model, not a curated record. Gene Ontology annotation, molecular function: potassium ion transmembrane transporter activity. The transcript is spliced from 10 exons. Gene Ontology annotation, cellular component: membrane. Lineage: Eukaryota; Viridiplantae; Streptophyta; Magnoliopsida; Myrtales; Myrtaceae.